UUUCCUGGAGGACUCCAGUGGGGAGCCCUGUGAGCCCUGACCCUGAAAGAAGAGAGAACCUAGACUGGUCAUGGAGCCUGGGAAUAAAACUGCACAGUGGGCUGAGGGAAAGGCCUGCUGACAGGCUGAGGUAGGAAGAAGCCUAGGGAGGAAACAUGGAGUGUCUGAUAAACUGACCUUACCUGCUCACUACAGAAUCCCUGGGCUGGAACCCAGAGGAGAAGGAGGGCCUGAGUUCUCCAACCAGCAGCCUGGGAAUGUGGCAUGAGGCUCCUUGAUAUAAGGAGAUAAGAACUUUUGAAAGCCCUGAGAGAAGGGGGUAUAAGGACCACUGGCCUAGAGUCAGGGGCCAAAGACCUGAGAUUCCAGUCUUCCUAGUAUCCACCAGAAAGAGUCUCCUUGUAUAAAAGUCCUUGUUCUACAACAAACCGGGAUCGGUUAGAAGAGCUGAGAGGCAGCGGGGUGCUCCGUGCCGCUGCCCAAUCUUUCUGAAAGCUGUCAUCUGCUUCCUGCUCAGUCUGGAACUGUUCCCUUGAGGCUGGAGACGCCAGUUCCUCCUUAGACUGUGGACUUGGGCUUGGUCCCUCUGGAAGCGAUGAGACCAUGGUACAGAGAGUGGCAAUCAUUGGAGCUGGCGUGAGCGGAUUGGCCUCCAUUAAGUGUUGUCUGGACGAGGGAUUGGAGCCCACCUGCUUCGAGAGAAGCGAUGACAUAGGAGGGCUCUGGAAAUUCACAGAAUGUGCCGAGGAAGGCAGAGCUAGCAUUUACCGCUCUGUGUUCACCAACUCCUGCAAAGAAAUGAUGUGUUUCCCUGACUUCCCUUUCCCUGACGAUUUUCCAAAUUACAUGCACAAUUCAAAGCUCCAAGAGUACAUCAGGAUGUAUGCGAAGCACUUUGCUCUUUUAAGAUAUAUAAAGUUCAAGACUAUGGUCAGCAGUAUAAAAAAACGCCCCGAUUUCCCAGUCACCGGACAGUGGGAUGUUAUUACAAAACGGAACGGGAAGGAGGAGUCAGCUGUAUUUGAUGCGGUUAUGGUUUGUUCGGGGCAUCAUGUGUAUCCAAAUUUCCCAGUUGAUUGCUUCCCUGGGUUAAAGAAGUUUAAAGGUAGCUACUUCCACAGCCGGGAAUACAAGGAACCAGAAAAAUUCAAGGGGAAGAGAGUGCUUGUGAUUGGACUGGGAAACUCUGGUUCGGACAUUGCUGUUGAACUCAGUCACACGGCCUCACAGGUUUAUCUCAGCUCUAGAAGCGGCUCCUGGGUGAUGAGUCGUGUCUGGGACAAAGGCUACCCUUGGGAUAUGUUGACUGUGACUCGCUUUGAAACCUUUCUCACGAAUACCCUUCCCACCUCUGUCAGCGACUGGCUGUACGUGAGGAGGAUGAACACGUGGUUUAAGCAUGAGAACUACGGCCUGAUGCCUUUGAACAGAACCAGCCGUAAAGAGCCAGUGUUCAAUGAUGAUCUCCCAAGCUGCAUCACAUGUGGAACAGUGGUGGUGAAACCCAAUGUGAAGGAAUUCACAGAAACCUCAGCUAUAUUUCAGGAUGGGACUGUGCAGGAAAACGUUGAUUUUGUCAUCUUUGCAACAGGCUACAGCUACUCCUACCCCUUCAUGGAAGACAACGCCAUCCUCAAAUGCAGAGACAACGAGGUUACCUUGUACAAGGGCAUCCUUCCUCCUCGACUCGAGAAGCCAACCAUGGCUGUCAUUGGCCUGGUCCAGUCACUUGGUGCAAUAAUUCCAACAUCAGAUCUCCAAGCUCGCUGGGCUAUAAGGGUGUUUAAGGGGUUAUAUAAGCUUCCCCCAGUGAAUGACAUGAUGGAAGAUAUUGAUGAAAAAAUGGGGAAAAAGCUCAAAUGGUAUGGGCAGAGCAAUACCCUACAGACAGAUUAUGUUUCCUACAUGGAUGAACUCGCCUCUGCUAUUGGUGUGAAGCCCAAUUUUCCGUUGCUGUUCCUAACGGAUCCAAGGCUGGCCCUGGAAGUGUACUUUGGCCCGUGCAGUCCAUACCAGUUUCGUCUGACGGGACCGGGGAAGUGGGAUGGAGCCAGAAAUGCCAUCCUGACCCAGUGGGACCGGACGCUGAAGGCUACGAGGACUCGAGUUGUACAUGAUUCUCAGAAACAUUUCCCCUUCUUGAAUUUCUUUAAAAUACUUGUCUUCCCUCUUCUUCUUGCUGUUUUUCUGAUGUUUAACUAAUCAUCAAUUUUAAGGCUCUCAACAUGAAGUUAGUGAAUAGAAAGGAAAAUAGAAAGGAGAGGAGAGAAUCUUAUCACUUCACAUCAGUUCUGACCUACUGUGUGUGCAGAUAGAGAUGUUGACAAAUAGAUAGAUAAAUAUACCACACGUUUGUAUAAACUCAAUGGGCCACAGCCUCCACUGUGUAAACUGACAUCGAUGCAUAGAAGUCAAUGCCAGAUGUUCUUUUGGUGUCAAUGAACAUAACUUGAUUUGUGUUCUUCUGUUUGUAUCCUAGGAAAUACUGAAAGAACAGACUCAUUACAAGGGGAAUAUUGAGAUAAAUAAGAUGUUAUCUCCGUGUUUUCUUAAACCAGAGGCCCUUCACAUCUAGAGUAUUCAAUAGCGUGAAAACUUAGAACUGGUCAAAACACAACAAUUAUUUUUCACGGGAAAUUGUUUUUUAAAAUUGUUUUACGUUUCCUCACUGAAAUUUUUGAUCUGUCGUUGAAAAAACAAAACCAAAAAUUUUUCAGUCUUCAAAAACAAUUUUUAGUUUUAGUUUUCAAUAAAACCCAAUUGUUUUUAUGAGAACCUGUUUUGCGGACUUGGGCAGGACGGGAGAGUUAUACCCCCCUGCCCACCCAAAAAAAUCAGUUUCAAAUUUUUUCUCAAAAAAUUUUUUCCAACCAAAAUAAACAUUUUAACCACAGUAAAAAUAUUUGUGGAAAAUUUGUUUUUGUCAAAAAGCCAUCUUUUGUUGAAAAAAACCUUUCAGUGAGAAAAUUUCUAUCGGGUCUUGUAAUAAUUCUCUCUAACAGCAUGUUCAGCUGCAGCAUCUGCCUCUUACCAAACAAUCUGAAAUGCAUACACUACAGAGCUAUCAAAAUAACUAGCCUAGCUGGGGUAGGGUAAACAAAAUAUACAGUUUCCUGCUGGCUUUAGAGAGAACUUCUCUGAACUUGUCAGUGAGGGCUUGACAGCCAAGUUGUUGCUCUCCACCUUUCCCCAGUCAUGAUUUAGUAAGAGCCCCCAGAAUCUUCUUUUUCAUUUGGAUAAAUGUUCCCUUGAAGCAGUGUGACAUACUAGUUAGAACAAGAGACCAGUGUAUGUUUACACUGCAGUCAGAGGGGAAACCAUGCUAUUUGCAUGUGUGUUGGUUUUUAUCUGUAAAGCAGGGCCUGCUGUCAACUUUGUAAAGUGCUUUGCAUUCUUUGUACGAAAGGCACCAUAUAUGUACCAAUCAACAUUAUUAUCUGAAGCUGUUCAGUCUAGAACAGGCUCUUGUUAGCUAUCCAGUAUCUCCUGCUUUUGACUGAAUGCUGUGGUCAGAUCCUCACUCACCCAGACAGAAGAGGGAGGUAUAUGCCCAGUCAUGUUUAAACCAGAUGCAUGCCCAGAUGUUCCGCGGUAGGAUUACAUUUAUUGUGUCGCUUCUCCCUAGCCUGAGCUGAUCACCAUGGAACUCAAAGGAAAGACCCACUCUCCCCCCCCCCCCCCCGUUGACUUCAAUGGACAUUGGAUCAGGCCCCUAUUG
Gopherus flavomarginatus (Mexican gopher tortoise) is the source of this 3718-nucleotide messenger RNA. RefSeq names its product dimethylaniline monooxygenase [N-oxide-forming] 3-like. The transcript is spliced from 10 exons. Lineage: Eukaryota; Metazoa; Chordata; Testudines; Testudinidae. The coding region runs from base 604 to 2202 and encodes 532 amino acids. Gene Ontology annotation, molecular function: N,N-dimethylaniline monooxygenase activity; flavin adenine dinucleotide binding; NADP binding. The record is from RefSeq and is a predicted model, not a curated record.